Scleropages formosus (Asian bonytongue) is the source of this 732-nucleotide messenger RNA. It is a transcript of the gene pttg1, whose product is annotated as PTTG1 regulator of sister chromatid separation, securin. Gene Ontology annotation, biological process: chromosome organization; homologous chromosome segregation. The record is from RefSeq and is a predicted model, not a curated record. The transcript has 6 exons. The coding region runs from base 113 to 664 and encodes 183 amino acids. Lineage: Eukaryota; Metazoa; Chordata; Actinopteri; Osteoglossiformes; Osteoglossidae. Gene Ontology annotation, cellular component: cytoplasm; nucleus.
CGCGCUCCUAUUUAAAAACGUCGCCUAUGGCACUGGCCAGAUGUGGCGUUUAUAAGGGGAAAUUAUCUUUUAUUAAAAUUUCGGAACGCUGAUUACUGAGUUGUCAACUAUCAUGGCGACCCUGGUCUACGUUGACCAAGAGAACGACGGCAUUCGCACUCCUGCUCCAUCCAAGCAGCGCGCUCGGCUCCAGUCCGCUCCAGGUGGGGUCUAUGCCGAAAAGUGUCUAAAGACCCCUCUGUCGAGCAGGAAUCAUCCGCAGUCCGGCCGCAAAGCUUUGGGGCCGUUGAACAAGGUCUGCGCCGCGGUCUCCUCUUCGACACAAGAGAGUCGAAAGCCCGGCGUGGCCAUACCAGCGAGAGCGAAAGCGGAGAAGAACGCCGAGGAGUACCCCGAGGUGGAGAAGUUCAUUCCGUACAACCCACUGGACUUCGAGAGUUUCGAGGUGCCGGAGGAGGUCCGUCUCAGUCAUCUGUGCCUGGCGGGGCUGAGCAGCGUCUCGGGGCCCCCGGUUCUGCCGGAGGACGACGAGCUGGAUGAGCUAGAGCCCUGUCCACCUACUUCUCCAGUGCAGAUGAGACGUGGUUUUUCUGCAGAACUGGAAGCUUUCCUCCAGACGGUCAACCAGUUAACUGUGGAUUUGCCUCCUGAGAUGGAAGACUGACACCCCCCACCGUUUUCUUUUUCUUCUCCUCCCCUUUUUUUAGAAAUAAAGGCUUUAAUCUGUGUUUG